This is a messenger RNA of Cotesia congregata, 1209 nucleotides long. NCBI's taxonomy places the organism in Eukaryota, Metazoa, Arthropoda, Insecta, Hymenoptera, Braconidae. The record is from the annotation of a GenBank genome assembly.
AUGAAUACAAUGGAGUCAGCAAUAACUGGUCGAAGGCGUGCUGCUAGUCGGCACUCUGCUGAGGAUCAAGCUCUCGAUCAAAUAGCAAAAGAGGCUGGAGAAAGAUUAGCAGCACGAAGACAAGCCAGGGCCGAAGCACGAGAAAUCCGAAUGAGAGAGUUAGAAAAACAGCAAAAAGAAGCUGAACAAACCGCUGAUCGUGUUUACGAUAUGUGUAAUGCUGACGGAACAAGAACUUUGAGGGUAACACCAGAUCCUAUAAGGGCUUCACGCUUAUUAACAAAUUCAAAUAAUUUUCAGUCAAGUCGUAGGUCUUCCGAAGAUUCCUUAGAGGAUGCUGGUCAAAGUAGAGAUUUAAGAUUAGAGCUUAAAGAGCUUGAAGAAAAAUUUAGAAAAGCAAUGAUUGCUAAUGCUCAACUGGAUAAUGAAAAAUCGUCAUACGUUUAUCAAGUGGAUUUACUUAAAGAUCAAUUAGAAGAAUCGGAAGAAUCCGCCGCUACAUUGCGACGAGAGCUCAGGGAAAAAACUAGUGAGGCUAAAUUAUUGCAACGUGAUUGCCAACGGUUGAAAGAGGAUUUUGAAAUGUGUAAAACAUUACUGGAGGAACGAGAUAGGCUUAUAGAAGAAAAUGGAUUGGUAAUAAUUGAAGAUGAGGUCAGUGAUGACGAAGAAGCAGAAUCAACUAAUGGAUUUGUGAAUCGUAAAAAAAAAGUACUAGUCAGUACGGAAGCUGCUGAAUUGUUACAAAAUGCUGGUGAAGGAUCUCUAGAUGUUCGGUUGAAAAAGUUUGGUGCAGAGAAAAAAGAAUUACAAGAUGAAAUCCGACAUCUAAGACUAGAAUUGGAAGAAGCCAAGAGUCGAUUAAGAUCUGAAAGAUCGUCUGGAUCAGUAUUAGACUCAGAAGACGUCCAAAGGGAAGCAAAUAAAUUGUUGGCAGAUUACAAAUUCAAAUUACAAAAAGCCGAACAAGAUAUGUCGACGUUACAAGCAACUGUCGCGAGAUUAGAGAGUCAAGUGAUUCGUUACAAGUCAGCGGCCGAAACUUCUGAGAAAGCCGAAGACGACUUGAAGGUUGAGAAGCGGAAAUUACAGAGAGAAGUAAGAGAAUCACAGAGUCGUGUUGAAGAAUUAGAAACAACAAAUUCACAUUUACAAAGACGAUUAGAUAAAUUGAUAAAAGCAAAAUCGGCUCUUUUGAAAGAGCUCUGA